UCAAACCACACCAGAAAGGAACUGAGAGGAGUCUCAGUCCUAUGUAAAGCUCCCUCCCGUUCGAAGGAGCUUUCGAAAUUGGGAGGCCUUUGCGUAGGUGGAGGAGAACAGAAAUGAAGGGCGAAAGCAUGUCGUUGUUUGGAGAUGAAGAAGCCGAAGCAGAAGCGGGCUUCACUCGCGGCGGGCAAGAUUCGCGAGAAAUGGCGAGCGACGAAGACUACGCGAAGAAGCAGGCGAGCCAGAACCAGCAGUCCAGGAAGUUCAAGGUGUUCAUGGUGGCCCUCAUGAUCGUCGCCAACGUCCUCGCCGUCUACAUCUUCACCAGCUGGCCGUCCCGGCUGGACCUGAACCAGAUAUCCCGCUACACCCAGCACCUCUCCCUGCCUAUCCCCUGCGACACCGCCCCUCUUAUCGAAGACCUCAACUUCACUCGCGCCCAGCUCUACUCCACUCACUCCCACAUUGCCGAGCUCCACCAGCGCCUCACCUCCGCCAACGCCCUCAUCGAGUCGCUCCUCACCGAGCUCACCCGCUUCAAUGAGCAGCGACGCUCGUCCGACGACUCCAGCUACCGCACCGACCUCUUCAGCGCCACCAAUAUGCCGGAGGAGCUGAGGCUGGCCAUCGGCCCCCACAAGCUCCCGCUCGGCCACUCCCCUAGGGUCGGCUCUGAUGUGGUGCUCCCACCUGUAGGGGCCGCCUGCCUCAUGUUCAAGGAGGAGCUGGCCCAGUACAUGUCAUACGAGGUCGGAGCCGAGUGCCCCGUAGAUGACGCCCUGUCCCAGAGGCUCAUGGUCAAGGGAUGCGAGCCUCUCCCUAGGAGGAGAUGCCACCCAAAGAAUCCCGCCGGUUUCGCGGAGCCGAUCCCGUUCCCGAAGUCCCUGUGGACCACCCCGCCCGACAACAGCAUUGCAUGGGAUGCGUACCAGUGCAAGAGCUACCAGUGCCUCAUUGACCGGAGGGACAAGCCUGGGAUCUUUGACUGCAAGGACUGUUUCCACCUGGAGGGACGGGAGAAGCACCGUUGGAUGUUCGACAACAACAAUCUCGACUACGGGAUCGAUCAGGUCCUGGUGACCAGGCCACCAGGCACCAUUCGGAUCGGCCUAGACAUUGGGGGAGGGAGCGGGACGUUCGCGGCCAGGAUGAGGGAACGGAACGUGACCAUCGUCACAACCACGAUGAACUACGACGGCCCCUUCAACAACUUCAUUGCGUCCAGGGGCCUGCUCUCGAUGCACAUGACCGUCGCCCAGAGGCUGCCCUUCUUCGAGAACACGCUGGACAUAGUGCACUCGAUGCACGUCCUGAGCAACUGGAUCCCGGACAAGAUGCUGGAGUUCACUCUGUACGACAUAUACCGGGUGCUGAGGCCAGGCGGGCUGUUCUGGCUCGAUCACUUCUUCUGCCUGGGGCCACAGCUGAAUGGGACAUACGUGCCGAUGAUCGACCGGGUCGGGUUCAAGAAGGUGCGGUGGAACGCCGGGAGGAAGCUCGACCGCGGAGGGAAUGAGUGGUACUUCUCUGCCCUCCUGGAAAAGCCCAGGACUCAGAUCAGUUGAUCCGCACCACUCAAAACAAAAGCAAACAAAUCUUCUCUCUUUUUUCCUUUCCAUAAUUUCAAAUUGAUUUCUUGUUCAUGUUUACAAUAAUAUCAUGCCACAAAGCACUUUGCGUCUAUGUCCCCACGUUAAACCAGAUUAACAGGACCAAUUCCAUGUAAUGCAGAAACAAGAAUGUAGC
Messenger RNA from Syzygium oleosum, 1743 nucleotides. RefSeq names its product probable methyltransferase At1g29790. The record is from RefSeq and is a predicted model, not a curated record. Bases 114 to 1562 code for a protein of 482 amino acids. Gene Ontology annotation, molecular function: S-adenosylmethionine-dependent methyltransferase activity. The transcript is spliced from 2 exons. Lineage: Eukaryota; Viridiplantae; Streptophyta; Magnoliopsida; Myrtales; Myrtaceae.